Mobula hypostoma (lesser devil ray) is the source of this 3407-nucleotide messenger RNA. It is a transcript of the gene rnf103, whose product is annotated as ring finger protein 103. Gene Ontology annotation, cellular component: endoplasmic reticulum; ESCRT III complex; multivesicular body. The record is from RefSeq and is a predicted model, not a curated record. Bases 753 to 2540 code for a protein of 595 amino acids. Gene Ontology annotation, biological process: protein ubiquitination; endosome transport via multivesicular body sorting pathway; protein transport. NCBI's taxonomy places the organism in Eukaryota, Metazoa, Chordata, Chondrichthyes, Myliobatiformes, Myliobatidae. Gene Ontology annotation, molecular function: ubiquitin-protein transferase activity. The transcript is spliced from 4 exons.
UCUCGCAUUGGUUUUGGCAAUGUAUGGAUGUGCGAUCUUGCACUCUUAAACUUUUGUUGUUUUUACCUACGGUGUAGUGAUUUUGUGCUAUUUAACUAUGCCUCCUAAGCGUCUGAUGUCAAGUCCUGGGCCAUCAGUCAAGCUGCACAGAACGACUUUAACACUUGAAAAAAAGUUAGUAAUUAUAAACAGGGCGGCGUCAGGUGAAGAUAACACAGCUCUGGGACGCCACCCUGUGCAGUUGCGGUCUGAUAGCUGAGUUAGGCAUCACACCAAAGCAGGUGUUUAAUGCAGACGAGACAGGGCUUUUUUGGAAGCGUAUGCCGAAAUGCAUUUUCGUAAGUAAGGAUGAAAGAACUGCGUCAGGUUUCAAGGCAGUAAAGGAUAGAUUGACUUUGCUUUUGUGUUCCAAUGCUGAAGGAGACUAAGAUGAAGCCUCUCUUAGUUUACCAUUCACUAAACCCCCGUGCUCUUAAGGGUUAGAGUAAGAAGCCUCUCAGUGGAGCGCGGAAAUCAAUUUGGGCGGAGUGUGUGCACACCCUCAAGGGGUUUCCUGCCUUCACUGCAGCUGUCCAGGAUUGUGUGGCCCUGGGCUGUAAAGUUGGUGGGGAAGGAUUCUCAGAUCUCAAGACUGCUGAUGUGGUAGAACCCCUGGGUUCUCAUGAAGAAUUAAGUGUGGAUGACCUUCUGCGUUUAACUCAGACAGAAGGUGAUAACGAUGAAGAAGAAAGUGUCGAGUUGCAGGUGAUUUGAUGGAGGGCGAGCUUUAUUCUGCACUUCGUGAAGAGGAAGCAUCAGAAUCUACUGCCAGCACUAACUUCAAUGGCGAGAUGCAUUUCUAUGAGCAGGUGGAAGACACUAAAGAUGGAAUAUGGCUGGUCCAAGUUGUGGCUAAAGAUAAGGAUCCUUUAUUGGGCAAGGAUCAAUGGCACAAGAUGGUGAAGAAAGUGUCGCAGUUUGGUAUACGUACAGGAGCUUUCAAUUGUUCCAGUGACCCCAGAUACUGUAGCAAACGAGAUUGGUUGAAAUCUACACUCAUAAUGUCCAUUCCACAAACCAACACCUCAAAAGGGAAAGUAAUGCUUAAAGAGUAUCAUGGACGAAGGAUUGAAGUUGAGCACAUUUUUAAAUGGAUAAACACCCAUGUGGCAUCUCGGAUUAAAACAAUCAGAAGUCCCGAUCAGUUAAUGGAAGAAUGGAAUAAAAGUGAUCGAUACCAUGUAAAGAUAUAUUUGUUUGCAAGCCUCGACCAGCCACCUGCUUUCUACUCUGUUCUCAGUGUAAAAUUUACAGGACGUGUGGAAUUCAUUUUUGUUGAUGUUCAGAAGUGGAACAGUGACAGGCACAUGAAGGAGAUUGGUAUUGAUCAAUUCCCAGCAUAUAUCGUGAAAACUCCUGAAGGUAUCUAUAAAUAUGGAAACAAGACAGGGGAGUUUAUAUCACAUCAUGCAAUGGAUGUAUUUCUUCGAUCGUUACAGCCUGAAGUAAAUGAUCUCUUUGUCUUGAGUCUAGUUCUUGUUAAUUUAAUGGCAUGGAUGGACUUAUUUAUAACACAAGGUGCCACAAUAAAGCGAUUUGUGGUUCUUAUAAGCACACUAGGUACUUAUAACUCCUUAUUAAUAAUGUCCUGGCUACCCAUAAUAGGAUUUUUGCAGUUACCAUAUUUGGAAAGCUUUUAUGAAUAUAGUUUAAAGUUUCUGCGGUAUGCCAACACAACCACUUUGGCUUCUUGGGUUCGAGCUGAUUGGACUUUCUAUUCAUCUCAUCCUGCUCUAUUUCUCAGCACAUACCUGGGCCAUGGUUUGUUAAUAGAUUACUUUGAGAAAAAGCGAAGACGUAAUAAUAAUGAAGAUGAGGUAAAUGUGAAUAACCUUGAAUGGCUGUCAAGCCUGUGGGACUGGUAUACAAGCUACUUGUUCCAUCCAAUUGCUUCAUUUCAGCACUAUCCUCAUAAUUUAGAUUGGGAGGAAGAUCCCGAUUUGUUGUUGGAGAGACUCGCAUUCCCGGAUCUGUGGCUGCAUCCAUUAAUACCAACAGAUUACAUAAAGAACCUACCAACAUGGCGAUUUAAAACGAUUGCAGGGCAUUCUGAAGAUGAAGUAAGUGAAAGCUGGCAUGAGACUGACAGUGAUUCUGAAAGUGAAAGCCAUGAUGUGUGCAAUAAAUCAAGGGUAAAUGAUAGUGAAGAGGCAAGUAGGCUCCAGACACUUGCAGAAGGAAAGGUGCAAACUAGUGAAGAAACUAAUACCUGUGAAGUAAAUUCUGGCAAUGCAUGUCGGUGCACACCAAAAUCACACAGAAACACAAACAUCACUGAAGGUGAUGAACCAGAUUGGUCUACCUGGCCCAGUAACAUGCUCCAUUGCUCAGAAUGUGUGGUGUGCCUGGAGAAUUUUCAGAAUGGUUGCUUAAUAAUGGGACUACCCUGUGGUCAUGUGUUCCAUCAGCAAUGUAUUGUGGUCUGGCUGGCAGGAGGACGACACUGUUGCCCUGUAUGCAGAUGGGCUUCAUACAAAAAGAAGCAUUGUUUCGUCAGAUAAGAACAGUGGCUCAGCGAUGUUUUCAACCAAUAUUUCAGGCUCUUAAAUAUCUAAUACUUAAAUAUGCAUUGUGAUGUUUGUUGUUCAUGUUUGUGCUUUUAUGUGAUUUGAAUUUAGGUUUUAUGUAGAAUUUAUUUUGAGCUGAUCCACAAUAUAACUACACUACAUUUAUUAAUGAGUCUACUACCAGUCUUGUUAAUUUCUGGAUGCUUUACAACAAUAGCACAAUAAAUCUUGUUAAUUCUGUUUUGGUAUGUUCAACCAUUAAACUAUCACCAAACAGUGAAUGUAGAAGACCUCCUGAUUUGAGAUUUUGUUAGAAGAAUAUUAAAUUUAAAAUAUUUGUCUUGUUCUAAAUAAUUUCUUUAUCUGGUUGCAGAACAUUGGGCGGUAUUUCAUUACCUAGAUCUGGGAACAGCUCAUAGCUAUUUUGAAGUGCAAAUCUUAUUCUAAAAGGGCGUCAAUAAAAAGAUGUAUAAUCAUUCAUAUUGAAGCAUUUUUGCAGACAUUUUGAAUAGCAUUCAAGACAUCAUUUGAAAAUGGAAGAAAAACAUGGUUCAAUAAAACCAUUUCACGCACACAACCAUUACUAAGAUGCUUAGCACUUUAUUCCCAACUUUAUUGGAUAGUUCAUAAACUGAAUGUACCUUAAAUAGAUGUAGCUUGCUGAAUCACUGUAUUUUGUGCUAGGGAAUAAUUUUUUUAUUCAGAUUUUUUUAAAUGAAGGCCAAAGUCUCAAUACAUAUAGCACUGAGGUUAAAACAACGAAGUUCAUGUAGCAAUUGUGUUAGCCAUUGAAAAAGCCAAGAUUGUCAAAGUGAGAUGAAGAAGUAAAUAUAUAUUAUAGUGUGUAUGUAUAUACAGAUA